Molecule: messenger RNA, 1639 nt
Organism: Silurus meridionalis
Lineage: Eukaryota; Metazoa; Chordata; Actinopteri; Siluriformes; Siluridae
Gene: pitx1
Product: paired-like homeodomain 1
Exons: 3
Coding region: 252-1076 (274 amino acids)
Biological process (GO): anatomical structure morphogenesis; regulation of transcription by RNA polymerase II
Cellular component (GO): nucleus
Molecular function (GO): DNA-binding transcription factor activity, RNA polymerase II-specific; RNA polymerase II cis-regulatory region sequence-specific DNA binding
Source: RefSeq, a predicted model, not a curated record
GAGGAGUGAACGUUGGAAAGCGAAACUCGCGCAAACUCAAGUCGCAGUGUUCGCUUUUACCUCGGGAAUAUCAGACCUGCCCUCUAUCUCUCUAUCUCUCUAUCUCCCGAUCUCUCUAUCUCUCUGUCUGUCUGUCUGUCUGUCUGCCCGGGAACAUGGCGGCGACUGAGUGAGACAUACACUGCUCUAACACACACACACACACACACACACACACACACACACACACUCUGUCUUUUUCUGAAGGUGAGAUGAAUUUGGACCGAAUUGCCACCGACGCCUCGAGACUCCCGCCAGCGCGCGACAUGGCCUCCGCUUUCCACACUCACGUCGCACGCGACACAUUGGAGCAUAGCAGUAGCGAGUCCACGGACACGGAGCCUGCAGAAAAGGAGCGGAUUGUGGAGCAGCGCACUGAGGAUGGAAACCCGGACGAUCCAAAGAAGAAGAAACAGCGGAGACAGCGGACUCAUUUCACGAGUCAGCAGCUGCAGGAGCUCGAGGCCACGUUUCAGCGGAAUCGGUAUCCGGACAUGAGCACGCGCGAGGAGAUCGCCGUGUGGACGAAUCUGACGGAGGCGCGAGUCCGGGUGUGGUUUAAGAACCGGAGGGCGAAGUGGCGGAAGCGCGAGCGGAAUCAGCAGAUGGAUUUGUGUAAAAACGGUUAUCUGCCGCAGUUCGGGGGUCUCGUGCAGCCGUAUGAGGACAUGUACCCCGCCUACGGCUACAACAACUGGACCAACAAGGGGCUCGCGCACAAAAACUUCCCGUUCUUUAACUCCAUGAGCCCGCUGACGUCACAGCCUGUACUCUCAUCCCCGAAUUCCAUUUCCUCCAUGAGCAUGAGCAUGAGCAUGGCCUCGAGCAUGAACAGCAUCAGCAACCUGAACGGCCUGGGCAGUUCCUCCAUCAAUUCUGCCAUGAGCUCCUCCGGGUGCCCGUACGGAGCCCCGCCCCCUGCGCCGUACGGGGUCUACCGGGACACGUGCAGCUCCGGCCUCGCGACCCUCAGACUCAAACCCAAGCAGCAUCCCGGUUUCGGAUACGGAGGAUCCGCAUGCCAGUACAACAGCUAACGGAUUAACGGAGACCUUCAGAAUAGAAAAAAAUGGGAAAAAUCUCCCGCGCGACCAAAACUGGAUCCGUUUUCAUUGUUGAUUUUUUUCCGAUGGAUUUUUGCGACUCGCCUGUUUACCAGAACUUGCACAAAGACUUAAUCAAAUCCACGCGCUUGGAUUUAAAAGUGAAGAUGUUACACAGCAACUCUGUAAAUAGUUUAAUGUAAAAAUAACUUUUAUUGCGUUUAAUAAUAAAAAAAAAGUAAUUACCAGGCCAUUUAAUCAGACUGCUUUAGUGAAUAUUAACUCGAAUCUCUUCUUUCUCCGUUCUGUAGCUUCGCCUGCUUUUAAAGCUCUGUUUUUAUGUGAUUUUAUUUUUUAACAUUUGUGCCACUGUUUAUCGUUUAUUUGACUGAACCGAUAUUAAUCGCAUGAUUGUGGGUCAGAAAAACCUACAUGUUGUGUAAAGAAAUGUAAAGAAAAAUGUAGGGAAACAACAAUACUCUGUAUUCAGAUGUGAAAUCUGGAAUUUGUUCUCACGUGUUUAUGGAAAAUAAAACAGAAAUAAUGGUUAAACAUAA